Ricinus communis (castor bean) is the source of this 2514-nucleotide messenger RNA. RefSeq names its product crooked neck-like protein 1. Lineage: Eukaryota; Viridiplantae; Streptophyta; Magnoliopsida; Malpighiales; Euphorbiaceae. The coding region runs from base 160 to 2250 and encodes 696 amino acids. The transcript has 7 exons. Gene Ontology annotation, molecular function: protein binding. Gene Ontology annotation, cellular component: U2-type catalytic step 2 spliceosome; Prp19 complex; post-mRNA release spliceosomal complex. Gene Ontology annotation, biological process: spliceosomal complex assembly; mRNA splicing, via spliceosome. The record is from RefSeq and is a predicted model, not a curated record.
AAUAUGAUGUGUUCCUAAAGGCCAAAGCCGCACACACUACACCGUUUCAUUAUUUCACACAGACGAACAACUAUUGAUCAAUCCAAUCGAAUCAAACUCACUUUCUCUUUCUUAAACCACAAAACCCUAACUCUCUUUUUCCGAUCAAUCUCCGACGAGAUGUCUUCCGCGAAAGAUGCCGAUCCAUCGCUGGGCUACCUGACUCGAAAAGACACAGAAGUGAAACUCCCACGGCCAACACGAGUUAAGAACAAAACACCAGCUCCAAUUCAAAUUACCGCCGAGCAAAUCCUCCGCGAAGCACGUGAACGUCAAGAAGCUGAAAUCCGACCUCCGAAGCAAAAGAUCACAGACUCAAGUGAACUAGCAGAUUACCGUCUCCGUAAAAGAAAAGAAUUCGAAGACCUGAUUAGACGCGUUCGAUGGAACAUUAGCGUUUGGAUAAAAUAUGCACAGUGGGAAGAGUCACAAAAGGAUUUUAAUCGAGCGAGGUCAGUUUGGGAACGUGCAUUAGAAGUUGAUUAUAGGAAUCAUACAUUAUGGUUAAAAUAUGCAGAAGUUGAAAUGAAAAAUAAAUUUAUUAAUCAUGCGAGAAAUGUGUGGGAUAGGGCAGUUACUUUAUUGCCUAGGGUUGAUCAGUUAUGGUAUAAGUAUAUUCAUAUGGAGACAAUGCUUGGUAAUGUAGCUGGUGCUAGACAAAUUUUUGAAAGAUGGAUGAGUUGGAUGCCAGAUCAGCAAGGAUGGAUUAGUUAUAUUAAUUUCGAGAAAAAGUAUAAUGAGAUUGAACGCGCCAGAGCUAUUUUCGAAAGGUUCGUACAAUGUCAUCCGAAAGUAAGUGCUUGGAUUAGGUAUGCUAAGUUUGAAAUGAAGAAUGGGGAGAUUGCCAAGGCGAGGAAUGUGUAUGAGAGGGCGGUAGAGAAGUUGGCUGAUGACGAGGAAGCAGAGGAGUUGUUUGUUGCUUUUGCAGAGUUUGAAGAGAAAUGUAAAGAGACGGACCGUGCAAGGUGUAUUUAUAAGUUUGCUUUGGAUCAUAUACCGAAAGGGAGAGCAGAGGAUUUGUAUAGGAAGUUCGUUGCGUUUGAGAAACAGUAUGGUGAUAAGGAAGGAAUUGAAGAUGCUAUUGUUGGAAAGAGGAGGUUUCAGUAUGAAGAUGAAGUGCGGAAGAAUCCAUUGAAUUAUGACUGUUGGUUUGAUUACAUUAGGUUAGAAGAGAGCGUUGGGAAUAAAGAGAGGAUUAGAGAGGUUUAUGAACGUGCAAUUGCAAAUGUGCCACCUGCUGAGGAAAAGAGAUACUGGCAGAGAUAUAUAUAUUUGUGGAUAAAUUAUGCUCUGUAUGAAGAACUCGAUGCAGGAGAUGUUGAGAGAACACGGGACGUUUAUAGGGAAUGUCUGAACCUAAUUCCACACAAGAAGUUUUCAUUUGCAAAGAUAUGGCUUUUAGCUGGCCAGUUUGAAAUACGGCAAUUGAAUCUCAAGGGUGCUCGCCAAAUUUUAGGCAAUGCCAUUGGUAAAGCUCCCAAAGAUAAGAUUUUUAAGAAAUAUAUUGAGAUAGAGCUGCAACUUGGUAAUAUUGAUCGCUGCCGAAAGCUUUAUGAGAAGUAUUUAGAGUGGGCACCAGAGAAUUGUUAUGCUUGGAGCAAAUAUGCAGAAUUGGAGAGAUCCUUGGCCGAAACGGACCGAGCACGAGCAAUUUUUGAGCUUGCAAUUGCACAACCAGCCUUGGACAUGCCAGAGUUAUUGUGGAAGGCAUAUAUUGAUUUUGAAAUAUCUGAAGGGGAAUAUGAUAGAACACGACAGCUUUAUGAGAGACUAUUGGAUCGAACAAAGCAUUUAAAGGUUUGGAUUAGUUAUGCUAAAUUUGAGGCAUCUGCAAUGGAAGAGGUUGUUCAGGGUACAGAGUCAGAAGAAGACCAGAAGAGGAAGUGUAUUCAAAAUGCAAGAAGGGUCUUUGAGAAAGCAGUUAACUACUUCAGAACGUCUGCACCUGAAUUAAAGGAGGAACGUGCUAUGCUUUUGGAAGAAUGGUUGAACACAGAGGCCAAUUUUGGCGAGUUAGGUGAUGUUAGCUUAGUCCAACCUAAGCUUCCUAAAAAACUCAAGAAGAGGAGGCCUAUUGCUUCAGAAGAUGGUCUUACUGGGCUGGAGGAAUAUAUAGAUUAUAUAUUCCCAGAAGAAACUCAGGCCCCAAAUCUAAAGAUCUUGGAAGCUGCAUAUCGCUGGAAGAAGCAAAAGGUGUCUACCGAAGAUUAAUGGCAUUCUGUUCUUUUGCAGGAUGAUUUAUUACAAAUGUGUAUAAUUAAAUUAAGUUGAUGUGGUACAUCGGUGAGAAUUUAGCUUGGCUGCACAUUUUUCUUUCGAGAAAUGGAUUGCACCAUGUUAGGAAUCUGUAUUUUGGAGGAAAACAAGGAAGAGAAAAUGCUGGGGAAAUCCGUCUUUGGACUCUUGUGUAUCAGACGGUUCGAAGUAUUGGAAACUAGUUGUAACAUGCAUUAAUGGUUGAGUUUAAUUUGUGCC